Molecule: messenger RNA, 2368 nt
Organism: Candoia aspera
Lineage: Eukaryota; Metazoa; Chordata; Lepidosauria; Squamata; Candoiidae
Gene: CATSPERD
Product: cation channel sperm associated auxiliary subunit delta
Exons: 1
Coding region: 50-2368 (772 amino acids)
Biological process (GO): sperm capacitation; flagellated sperm motility
Cellular component (GO): sperm principal piece; CatSper complex
Source: RefSeq, a predicted model, not a curated record
CAUUUAUGUCCUUGUGUAUUACGUUUAAACUGACCAAAGGAGCAACACCAUGUUAUUGUCCCUGUUAGUGAAGUUUUGGCUGUGCUCAGUUAUGGCAGUUGACUCCUGGCCAUGCAGCUCUGAGGAACUGAUUUAUUCAGUUCGGUCUCACCAUUCAGUCAUACUACCACAAGGUUUGCCGCUUAAUUUCAGCCACCCACACCCUCAUAUAUUACACCACCCAUGUGGAAAUUUUUUUUUUUCUGGUAUUUCCCCAGCUCUUUACCUUGGGGAAAGGGUAUUCCUCAGCCAUGAUAAUUUUGAAAGCAGCCUUCUUCCUCUAACCAUGCCCAGCGAAUAUACAGACCCACCUGCCAUUGUUAGUGAUGCUAUUUUUGUGAACACAGUUAUACUUAUCCUAGUGGUGAAUGGAAAGGUCUUUACCUAUUACUAUAUGGGAUGGGACAUGUGGCUGCGUGCAAGCGGGAUCACUAGUCCAGUUACGCAACUUGCUUCCUACAAUUGCUGUUUCGCUCUAUAUGAUGAUACCUGUGAAAAAAUCAGUUAUCUUGUUGUGGCAUAUGACACAGGCAAUUUGGCUAGCAACAGUGAGAUCUUUUAUUCAAAAGAUGGGGGCUACGAAUUUGUACCUUUAAAGAGUAGACCACUGAGGGAUGGCAUUCUACUUGGUGUCUAUGUUUUUGCUUCCUCAGGAGAUAUUGGAAUGCUCCUCAAGAAUACCAGUAAUUCCAGCACUGUGUACUUCACAUAUGGAGAUAAUGAAUCCAUGAAAGAUGGAACAGGAACACCCUUUAACAUAGACUUAUGGAAAGAACAUGAUGUUGAAAGCACACUUGCCCCUGGCAUGAGAGGUUUUAUCGUAAUAUGCACCACGAAAACAAUUAUGCGCUCCGCGAAUGAUGGAUUGACAACAGAUGAUGUUACUGUACUUCCCACAGUCAGCUAUCCUAAUCAAACUUUUCCAGAAGAUAUUUGCUCUACAGCUACCAGCCCUAAUGAGGUUGUAGCCCUCACCCAUUCUCAGCUUUUCUAUGGAAACCUGGACAUGACCUCUAGCCAAAUGGUACAUUUAGGGGAGAAAAUCAUUUCCUCACCCCAUGAGCCUUGUGAAGCUAUGUUUUUUGAAAAUACUGGAAUACUCAGCAUCAUCCGUCCACUUCCCAGCAAUGUAUCUGAAUAUUACCAUUUUCAUAAAUGCAGCAUCAACAUCCAGGCUAGGCUCAUGAGUCUGGAGCCACCAUUGCAACCCUGUCCAAUGGAGAUCCUCACUGGUAAUUUCCAUAAGAAGAUGUAUUAUAUUGAUACAAAGCAGCAGCUUCAUUUUAAUGCCACGUUUGUACCAAAGGCAGGGACUGGUGCCUAUCCAUAUGUAACUCUGAGCAAUCCACAUGUGCUGGCAUUUGAGGCCCACGUUGUGGAGGAUGGCUAUACCUUUAAUGGAAACGGUAAAUAUAGCUUGCAAAUUAAAUUACAAGAGCAACAAUUAGCAAGUAUGAUUGAAGAAACAAAGAUUACAUCACCCUUAAAGAAGAUAUCAAGUGUUACUGUGGACAUCUACAACAAAGGAAUAUUCUGCAUUGACAUGCAUCCAUUGACAGCACUUAUUGCAGUGGAGUGUCCACCUAAGAAAAAAAUCAGAAUUUUAAUGAGUACAACAGCUUGCAGCAAAGGUCUCUUUGAGCCAAGACUACUACAGAAAUAUGUUUAUUCAAUUGAUAAGGAACUAUAUGAUCCCUUGUUCCUUGGCAGAAAAAAUUUAGAACAGGAAGAUCGUAAUGUGACCUAUGACUAUCACAGUUGGCGAUGUCCCCUUCUCUUAUAUUACAAUAAACCAUGGCUUCCAGAACUUGAAUUAUGGCAGAGUGGUAAAUUUGUGGAAUACGUUUCUGCCGAUUUUGUACUGUAUGAAAUACAUGGAAUGCACAAUUAUGAUUAUCUCUUGACUGAAGUAGAGGCCAAUUGUUUGUCAGAGGCACAGAACUGGAUCAAACAAUUAAAAGCUGAAGAAAAACCACAAAAUGCAUGGACUAGAUAUAAUUACGUGAGUUGCAAGGAGCCCAGAAAAAACAAAUCUUCACCAUCACCUAAUUCAAAGUACCAAGUUCUAAACAGGGAUGAAAAAAAUAGAAUACUUUUUCCACAGUACAAUGGCUUUUAUGUCUUCCACAUUACUAUUGUAGAUAGCUUAUAUAGCUACUGUAACCUUACCGCCACUUUCAGUGUGUAUGUUUAUGGAGCCCUCCCAAAAUCUGAGGUCAAUGCUGGAAAAGCACUGAUUAGUUUUCUUGUUCUCAUAUUUGGCACAAUGCUAAUGGUUUAUUAUUUUCCUAAAUUACUAAAGGAGAAUGAAAGAAUGAAAAAAGUUUAG